Clunio marinus is the source of this 970-nucleotide messenger RNA. The record is from the annotation of a GenBank genome assembly. NCBI's taxonomy places the organism in Eukaryota, Metazoa, Arthropoda, Insecta, Diptera, Chironomidae.
AUGCCACCCACCAAAAGGAAAAAGCAUUCAAAAGAAUCUGAAACUUUUGAUGUUGAGAAAGAGCUUGAAACGUACCAAAAAGAAAUACAAAAAAUAAAGGAGGGAAUUGGAAUGAAUAUCGAUAUAUGUGAAGACGAAACAAAAACUGACCAUGGAUAUAUUGAUUCGCUCUCACCAGAAAAUUCAGAUUCUGAGAACCAUAAUACUACAAAUGGAACAGUUAGUGAAAUAAAGAGUUAUAUAAGAAGCCAAGUGCGAUUAAUGGAGCAAAGAAUAAAUUUAAGAUUUGAUCAUAUAGAAGAUAAAAUAAAUAAACUAUUAGAAAGACAAACUUCUCAAACACCUGCAGAUACAGUGAUAGUCGAAGAACAUAUUCUUGACAGUGAUGAUGCUGGACCCAAUUCUGAUACACCUGAAUAUAAAAUCACACAUAUAGCUUCAAAUGAUGAGUCUGUCAAUCUCAUUUUCCCAAUCGCUGAUGAAGCAACGUUUGAUUGGUUUUUUGAACGGUUAUGGCAUGAAGAAUUUCGAAGCAAUUUAAUUAAUCAGCAAUGGCAUCAUGCCACUAAUAAGAAUGCCAAAUCAUUUAAUGUGUCAGUGAAUUCCUUUCUUCGUAAACAUUUCGAUUUAACUGUUUGCGUCAAGUACAGCGUUUCUGGAUUUGGAGCUCAUGGAACACGAAAAAGAAAACUCGAUUCGAAUAGUUUAAUAUCUUAUGUUUUUGAUUGUUUCAACCGUGCUUAUCCUGAUGUUUAUUCCUACAAAGAAUGCACCAGAGCAAUAGUUCAGUUUUGGGGAAGAGCUCCUGAUUUACUCAACAAAUCCAUGGCACGAGCUCAAGAACGGUCAAUUAAAGAAGAGGAUAGUCUUAAAACUAAUGACAGUUACACAUGAUUGUGUAAAAAAUGAAAUCAUUUUAUCAAAUUUUAAAUUUUAACUCGUAAUAAAAUAAACUUUAGAUUUUUAUGAA